UGCGGGCUGUAGUGGCCCGGUAGCGCCUGCCAGAGGGUAGCAGGGUGAAGAGAUGGUUUGCGGGGUGAGUCUCAUCCUUCAAAAGUAUGAUUUAUAUCGUAGUGUAACCUUUUGUGUUGGGUUCGUUUAGGUGAAAUCCUCACUUAUUAGAUAGACGAACUGGAGGGAGACAAGGAUGCUCUUGAACAGUUUAAUGGAUCACUUCUCACUCCUCUACUUUCCACACUCAAACGUCACUUCCUGAUCCUCCAAAACAUAACAUGUCAACAUCCAAUCACAUUGAUGAAUUUCCAAUAACUUAACUAAACAGAGAAGUCCUAGAUGGACUAAAUGUUAUUUAUAAAUUCCCAACUUAGAUAUAACUUCUAAUUUAAUUAACCUUCCAACAUAAUAGAAAAUGCUCCAGCUUACAGUAGCAUAUGACAUAGCGGAUCGAUUCACACGGGAAAAUGAGACCCACUAUUGGUUUCACCAUCAUGAUGCAGGCAAUACAGGGAAAUUCCCUCUUUCACAAUCCAACCCUUAUCGUAGUUUAUAUAACAAAAGGAGAUUUUAGGAGGAUUAGGUUUUGAGUGUGUUCUCGUAUUUCUCCACACUGUAAUAUAUUUUGUAUGAACUGUCUCAAAAAUAAAGUGUUACUUAGAACCUGACUCUUAUUAUACAAUGUAUGAUCUUACUAUGAUGAUACAUCGAUUUUUACUAAUCCUGUCAAUGCAUUAUAGGGGUUUAUGGAAACUGUAAUUAGGUAUGCACGGAAUGAAUAGGAUAAUGUGAAAAUAAUCUGGUGAGAUGUAGGCCUACAACUGCAACUUCUCAGUUUUAAGCAGUAGGCCGAAAUGGGAACCUGAAACAUUAGAAAAAGUGAACUGUUACAUUUUCCUCCUGGAAAACAAGCAAAUAAACGACACAAAAAGUUUCUCUCGAUAAGGGCAAGUUUUAAUUUGAUUUUACAGAGGGAUAAAGGAGCGAAGGAGACUACAAACUUAAUUUGCGGCACUCCCCUUUAAACGUAUAUUCGCGUCUCUCUACCGCUCUCAUACUCAUGUGAAUUAUGAUGACGUUAUGCGAUACAUCCGUGAACAGAUCAAACGUGAACACAUAUCUGCCGUUUUACAAUUACCAACCAAUGUACAACCAAUGUGGAGUGCCACUCAUGAACCGGUUAUCUCCGAGUCUCAAGUCCAAAAUUGACAAAUUUAUAUUUUGUAUCAAACUGAUAGGAAGCAUACAUACACACAUUGCUGCCUAUUUAUUUAUACGAUUUUACACAACACAAAUCAGAAAGAUAGCCUACAUGUUUGUGGUGGUCAGAUAUUUGUGGAUCAUGGUAGGCUACACGUCUCUGGGCUGUCUUCUACGGGUUACAAAUAGUAAAGUCCAACAAAAACUUCCAUACACGAACUUGUUCAGUCAGUGCAAACAAUAAAACAGUAGGCAGUGCAAACCAUAUUGCAUAUUGACUCAUCUUUCAGAAGGGGCCGCUGUCAACCGGCUUUCCUUCGCGAAAUUUCACGCCACACCUACCUCCCCGAGGCGUGGCAGAGGUGUGGUACACAAAUAGGUACAGGAUAAUUGUUGCUGCGCAGUGCAGCCUUGAUCUCCUCAUGAAAAAUCAUUCAGUUGACAAUUGUUAGGAAAUACGGCGUUCAUUCGGCAUUUGGCAUAAUUUCACCGAAAAAAUGACGGUUGAGCCGUUGCGUUCAGCGAUAUCCAUUGGAAAGAGCGAGGAUACGUCUCUCGCGCUGCCGUCAGAUAACAAACUACGCACAGGACAGCAACGUGUACUGGAUCAAGUUUUCACUAUAAAGAGAAGCAAGUCGAAACAACUUAAAAAUGGAUCCCUCUCGCCCACAAGUCCAGCAUCCUCAGGGACCUCAGAGUCUGUGACCUUCAAGUUCUCACCUACAACCAUGAAUGGCAGCGUCUUUGGAAGGAGCAAGUCGGUUGUAGUGGGCGGCCACAGUAAAACGCCUCUCCAGCAGAAGAGCCGUACGCUCUCCACAAAGACCAGGAGGCAGGUAAACGGCACCGGCCAAUGGGAGCAGCGCUUCCAAGCCUCCAACUGGCCCCAGGCUCCCCUGUCACCCAAGCCGCUGGGAACCAAUGGGAUCAAGUCCAGCAUCAGUGACCUGGCUCUGGUGAAGCGUGCCACCGGGCAGACCUCUGCCAGGCCGACCAGGGCCACCAAUGCCAGUAUACACUCCAUGACCAACGCGUUUGUCACCAGCCAGGCGGUCACCACCACACAGACCACACCGAACCGCUCUCAGAUCAUGCAAACGCCGUCAAACCCAGGCCUGGUGGAGACCAAGAUAUCCGUCGUCAGGGCUAAAACUGAGGUGGCUGGUGAAAACCCUCUCAGCAGUAUGCCAGACAUGACAAUGAGAGAGGCGGUGGAGUAUCUCUCCAAAGAAGAGGGGAAUUAUCAGCUAUGGGGAGCAUCCUACAUCCAACACAGCACCUUUAAGGAGGCCAAGCCCAAGCAGGAGGUCCUGCAGCUGGGUGGUAUCCCUCCUCUGGUGUUUCUCCUGCAGAACACCACCUCUCAGGUGCAGCAGACUGCUGCCGCCGCCCUGCGGAACCUCGUGUUCAAGAACAACGAUAAUAAGCUGGAAGUGAACCGCUGUGGGGGCACUGACGAGGCUCUGGUCCUGCUCAAGGAAACAAACUCCACCUUCACUCUGAAGCAGCUCACAGGCCUUCUGUGGAACCUGUCAUCAGCAGAUGAGCUGAAGCCCAGUCUGAUAAAAACGGCCCUACCAGUUCUCACUGAGAGCAUUGUGGGGCCCUACACGUGCUGGUCCGACACCAGCGUCAGUAACUAUGGGGACCCAGAAGUGUUCCACAGUGCUACCGGCUGUAUGCGCAACUUGAGUUGUUCCAGUAAGGAGGAGAGGCAGGCGAUGCGGGGCUGCCACGGCCUUAUCGACUCCAUUGUCACGUACGUGCAGUCCUGCGUGGCCGUUGACAGUGUGGAUGACAUGUCGGUGGAGAACUGUGUGUGUAUCCUGCACAACUUGACAUACCAGCUGGAGACAGAGGCCCCUGAGCAGUUUUCUAAGUUCACUGAACCAGCUGAAACGAGGGGCAAUGCCACCAAAGAGUCCUCAACCAUAGGCUGCUUCAGUCCCAAAAGCAAAAAGAUCCAGCAGAAUACCUUUAGCUUUCCACCGAUGGACGAAAACGACUCUAAGGGCAUGAGUUUGCUCUACCACUCCAAGACCAUCCAGACGUACCUGUCCCUGCUGGGCUCCAGUCAGAAGGACGCCACGCUGGAGGCCUGCUGCGGCGCUCUGCAAAACCUCACUGCCAACAAGAGUCAGGUGUCCAGCCUCAUUAGUCAAACCAUUGCACAGAAGUUGAAUGGCUUGCAGACGAUUUCCCCAUUACUCAAAUCACCGAAUCCCAACCUGCAGAAGACGACCAUGUCUCUGCUGGGCAACCUUAGCAGGACCACAUCUCUACACAACAGUAUGGUGCGGCAAAUCCUUCCCCAGCUUGCCAUGCUUGUGACAUCUGGUCCUAAGGAAAUGGGCAACUGUGAUGACACAGUGGUGACUGCCUGCAACACUGUGCGCACCCUACUGAUGUCCGAGCCUGACGUAGGCAAGAGGGUAGUGACCGGUGCCCUGGUCGAAACUCUCACUGGCUUGACUGACAAUAGGAAAUUCCCAAAGGCUAGCACAGCAGCGUCUGUGCUUCUGUACAGCUUGUGGGACGAGAAGGACAUCCAGAUCCUCCUGAAGAAGGUAAUCAAAAUCACAUCUGAAUUCAGAUUUUUUGAUUAAUAGUCAGAACACUCACGUUACUACUAAACAAUGUAUACUAAAA
Clupea harengus (Atlantic herring) is the source of this 3831-nucleotide messenger RNA. Lineage: Eukaryota; Metazoa; Chordata; Actinopteri; Clupeiformes; Clupeidae. The record is from RefSeq and is a predicted model, not a curated record.